Heteronotia binoei (common prickly gecko) is the source of this 931-nucleotide messenger RNA. RefSeq names its product nucleoredoxin like 2 (gene NXNL2). The transcript is spliced from 2 exons. The record is from RefSeq and is a predicted model, not a curated record. Bases 25 to 495 code for a protein of 156 amino acids. Gene Ontology annotation, biological process: photoreceptor cell maintenance; sensory perception. NCBI's taxonomy places the organism in Eukaryota, Metazoa, Chordata, Lepidosauria, Squamata, Gekkonidae.
UCCCCUCCCCCCGCGCCCGCGAGGAUGGUGGACGUGUUCAGCGGAAGGUUCCUUACGAACAAGGACGGGCACGCGGUGGAGCCCGAGGAAGCCCUGCAGAACAAGGUCGUGGGCUUGUACUUUUCGGCCGCGUGGUGUUCCCUGUGCCGCGAAUUCACCCCAGUCCUGUGCGACUUCUACAGCGAGCUGGUGGAGGAAGCGCCCUCGCCGGCCCCUUUCGAGAUCGUCUUCAUCUCCUCCGACCGCAGCUCCGAAGAGAUGGUGAAUUACAUGCAAGACAUGCAUGGGGACUGGCUGGCGCUGCCUUUCCACGAUCCUUUCAAGCAUGAGUUGAAGAAAAAAUACAACAUCACCGCCAUUCCCAAACUUGUGAUUGUUAAACAAACUGGAGAAGUCAUUACAGAUAAAGGCAGAAAACAUAUUCGGGAGAGAGGGCUCAACUGCUUCCGAAACUGGGUUGAGGGGGCAGAUGUCUUUGAGAAUUUCUGCACUUGAACCAAUGGUGGGAUCUCCAGAGGAGAUAGCUUUGUUAUACGUUUUGUAAAUCUAGUAUUCUUAUUGUUGCUACUUGAUCAAAAGAGGGCAUGACAGUUGCCUCAUCCCAUAUUCCUUUGCUUUGUUUCAGAUUCUGUGUAGGUGGAAUAAUUGUUUCUAAUCCCACUGCUUCUGUUCUGUAUCAUUACUAAUGUUUUUGUUAUAUAGAAGAUAACUAAAGAAUUCCUGAUAUCAGUGAAGACUGAAGGUCAGCUGUUUAUACCAGGCACAUUUCUAACAUCGAGAAAGUAUGCCCUCUUGAAUCUAUGCAAGCACUUUAUUUUUGCAAAGGAAAACUUUAUAUUUCUUAACCAGAAGACUUUUUGGAAUGUUGGUCUAUAAUUUACAUUACUACAAAACAAAACGUAUUUGCUUUAAUAAAAUUAUUUAUUGCUUA